AUGCAGUUCUACGCAGUUCUUUUGCCAGUCGCGGCUCUCUUAGCUACUACCGCCAGCGCUGCUGACUGCUAUCCGCUACACGGUUCCCACCGUUGUGUCAAUUCUAAUGAUCUUCUAACUAACCGCGAGUAUUUCACUGGUGCCAACGGUCAUCACGGAGUUUUUACCUCAUACAACGUCCCUACUCAACAGGCAUGCUGGGAUAGCCUCCUUGACAUUAUCGACCAGUGCCUUGGACAUAGGAAUGGUGGCACGUACUCCCUGGACGGCUGGAGCAUGGAAAUCAACUUCUGUGCUUGA
Penicillium daleae is the source of this 300-nucleotide messenger RNA. RefSeq lists its product as uncharacterized. The record is from RefSeq and is a predicted model, not a curated record. Bases 1 to 300 code for a protein of 99 amino acids. The transcript has 3 exons. NCBI's taxonomy places the organism in Eukaryota, Fungi, Ascomycota, Eurotiomycetes, Eurotiales, Aspergillaceae.